Messenger RNA from Candoia aspera, 1488 nucleotides. RefSeq names its product lysosomal protein transmembrane 4 alpha (gene LAPTM4A). Gene Ontology annotation, cellular component: lysosomal membrane. The coding region runs from base 141 to 830 and encodes 229 amino acids. The transcript has 7 exons. The record is from RefSeq and is a predicted model, not a curated record. NCBI's taxonomy places the organism in Eukaryota, Metazoa, Chordata, Lepidosauria, Squamata, Candoiidae.
UCCGUCGGUUGAUUGGUUGGAUUUUUUGUGGGACGCAGGCGGUGCUUCGGCCCUCGCGCUAACUGCGGAGUGGGAGUUGCCUCAGCUCGGCGUUCAGUUUGAGGAGGAGGAGGCCCCGCCGCCGCCGAUAUAAUACAGCAAUGACGUUCAAGCAGAGUCGAGAUCGUUUCUACAGCACCCGCUGCUGUGGUUGUUGUCAUGUCCGCACCGGCACUAUCAUUUUGGGGACCUGGUAUAUGGUGGUGAAUUUGCUGAUGGGCAUUUUACUGACAGUCGAAGUGACUCAUCCUAAUACUGUACCAUCUGUAGAUAUCCAGUAUGAGGUUAUUGGAAACUAUUAUUCCUCUGAGAGGGUUGCUGAAAAUGCCUGUGUUCUCUUUGCCAUCUCACUCCUCAUGUUUACGAUCAGUGCUAUGUUGGUGUAUGGAGCAAUUACUCAUCGUGUCGGUUGGCUGAUUCCAUUCUUUUGUUACCAGCUUUUUGACUUUGUUCUCAGCUGUCUCAUGGCUAUAAGUUCUCUGACUUAUUUGCCAAGGAUAAAAGAGUACCUGGAUCAACUACCAGAAUUCCCGUACAAAGAUGACCUUCUUGCUCUUGAUUCAAGCUGGCUUCUGUUCAUUGUUCUGUUGUUCUUCGUCUGGAUCAUUAUUUUAAAGGCCUACCUAAUUAAUUGUGUCUGGAACUGCUAUAAAUACAUUUGUAAUAGAAAUGUGCCUGAAAUAGCAGUCUACCCAGCAUUUGAAGCCCCUCCACAGUAUGUUUUGCCAUCUUAUGAAAUGGCAGUGAAAAUGCCAGAAAAGGAACCGCCACCUCCUUACAUUCCUGCCUGAAACAGCCAAGCUUGUAACAAAACAACUGUACCAGCUUCAGUUUUUUAUAUUGUAAGACUGCUUAAAUAUUCAGGUUUUUAGAAGCGCCCAUAUGAGGCUGAGAGGCAUUUGAUAUAAGCUGACUAAACAAAAUUCAUAAGGGAGUGAUUUUUCUCCCUCUUGCUAGCUUUAAUUUUAUCGAUCUCCUGAAAUCUAAGUAAUGUUUGCCCCGGGGCUUAAUUUUACAAAUAUUUCUGUUUCUGUAUACAACUUCAAUUGUAUGUAUUUGUUACUUCAUUUUAUGUCAAGAAGCAAGUUUAGCUCUGGAGAGUAACGUUUAGAAAAUCAUUUACAAAUAUAAAUUAGUUCCAAAGCACAAUCGUACCAGAUGGCAAGAUUUUUUUAGUGUGAGAGAAUGACUUCAUAUGUGAUGCACUAUUGCAUAUAUGUAUUUACCUGAAACUUUUGUUACAUUAGUUUUUAUUGUGUUAUCCCUAUGCCUUGAAACAAUAUUUUCUAAAAGCCUGAAGUUGGAAUUAAUAGUUUGACAUUUUUGCCAUAUGGUGUGAAUGCCAGAAAAGGACACACAAAACUACAUUUGUCCUUUACUUGCUUCAAAUCUGUAUGUAUUUUCAUCUUUGUUUUUAAAUGAUGCUUUAAUAAAUCUUUAAGAAAAUAA